AUGGAGAGGCAUCUGUGGGAAAAGUUGCGUGGAACUAAUGUUCUUCUAUGCAGUGUCACCUUCUCACUCGGUGUUGCUGUGGCUGUGAGAUGGGUGACCAAUCGCUGGGCCUCUCAAAUGCGUCUUCGCAACAGGGUGGUGAUUCUAGCUUUUAUUAGGAAAGCUGUGGAGGAGUGGGAAGAGCCCUGUUUGCGGGAGGUAGAGGAGCUACUUAUCACAGCCCCGAAAAGUAUGGUGACGACGACGACGACGGCGCAGUGUUCAGGUAUACUCGAUGGUGACUUGCUUUUCAAGGAAUCAGAUGCGGAUAUAAAAGACAAGGAAAGCAUUGCUCCGUUUCACGGUUCAGUGCGUUCCAUGGCGUAUGCGCAUGGAGUGGAUUUGGAUCAGUGGUUGCGUUUGUGGCGCAUGGGACGCUGCGUAUGCAACUCGCUAUUGGAAGAUAUGCUGUUAAUAGAGAGAUUGGGAUAUAUUAUAAAGUAUGUUGCGUUUCGACGGCUUGCAUUGAUGGCAGAAGCUCGAUAUUAUGCGGCGGUGUGGCGCAGUGCUGUGUAUGGUGGAUGUUCUGAUAAUCAGGCAGGAAUCCAUGUACCAAAGCCACUCAUACCACCGUGGCUUGUGGGACGACGUCCUUUUUGGAUCGUCCCCUUGUCUGGAUUAGAAACGGGACGGUUCUUUUGCAUUCCUUUAAGUUACUUUCCCGUUGAGACUGUUCUUACCAGUAAGGCGGAGGAAACGUGGAUAAAAGAACUUGUGGAGAUGUUGCCAGAAAUCGCUGGACAAGAAGCCCUUUGGUUUCUUCCAGCGGUGUGGCGAAAAAAAAGAACUCUGAAGCUUGUGCGUUCCCUUGUAGAAUUAAGGUUCCCCAAUGCAUGGCAGCGGUUGUGGGGAGAGAUAGAUCGUCUCUUCAACACACAUGGCAUAAGCCUUGCCAAGAGACAGUUGGAGAGACAUGAAGAAGCUUGUCAGCGUUUCUAUCGGGAGAAAUUGUUUAAAAGUGUUGAAUUGGUAACGGGGGAAGGAAUAGAUUUGGAAGGGUCUGAGGAAGAAGCUUCUUUUGGUCAGUUGUUAAGUUAUAGGGAGAGGAUUGCUGGUCGUGACGUUUUGUUGCGUGAUGUCUCCGUGUCUGGUAGACUUCAGUGGCUACUUCGCCUUCGCUCAAUGAGUCACGCAGUACGGGUAGCCAUUGGAUUAAUAGCACCACCCUGCAGCUUCUAUGCGGAAUGGCUACUGUUUUCGGCUAUUUCGUCAGCCACAAAUAAUAUGGAGCGUGAAAGAGUUCUAGCGGAGUUCUCACGGCAUGUCCUCCGGGGUGCAUUCGCUGCUGUUUCAGGUGCCUUGCUUCGCUCAUUAGAUGAUGCGGUCAAGAGAAGAAUAUACACAUUAUUGCGCGAUGAGUUAAGCCAUGAACUGGCCGUAAAACUUGCAACAGUCGAUGAGGCCUUUUUGCGGCGCUGUAUAGAUAAUGGAGCUCUUGGAAGUGACAACCCUGUUGAAAAAUCUUUUAUGUACGCUGAAAAUGUGGCAUCACAAAUUAUCAGUCGUUUUGAUUAUGAGCAGCGCAGCUACAUGGCACGCUCUGUUGUGGUACUUUUCAGUGUAUGGCGCCGGGAAGUCGAUAUUGCAGUAUUUGCAGCGGUUAUAGCAAUGAUAGACUAUCGUGUCUUGAUACAAAAAAUCUGUCACUGGUUGGGAAUAACUGUGACGAAGGAACUAAAACACGAGUUGAUGCGCAUAGAAGCGGAACCGCUCCCAGUAGUGCCACGCUACGGUCUACGAAUUAUGAUGGAAAUCUUGGCAGAUGAAGGAAAAAAGGCUGCGGAGCAACAGAAUAGAGAAGGGGAGGAGAGGGCGCAUUGCCGACCCGAAGGAAAAAGCUCGUGGCCUUUUCUUGCACUGGUUGUUUGCGGGGGAACCUUUCAAUUGGAAUGGCCAACGGUUGGUUUCACCUUUGGCAAUGAUGAUGUCUCAAAGCUAUGCUGUCUUGAGCGUCUUGAAAACCUGUUUAGCAAAGUAAUCGUUUCUGAUAAUAACCAUAUUUAUGGUGGCAGCUUCUUGCCUUGGGCGCCGGAAUCCCCAACGGCCCUGCAAAAAAUAACUGCGAGUCCACUUGUGGAAAGUCUCAGACUGGAUGCAGCCUGUGUCAAGGAGUUUGUAUUAAAUGCGGCUUUUAAGACAUGCGACGUGCCUGCAAGCACUCGGGGCUGGGAAAACAUUGGGCAAACACAAUUAAUAAAUAGUAAAAAAGCCCAGGCGUUGCUGCAUGCCGAAGAAAUGGAAUUAUUGAGCGAUACGCGAGCCAUGGACCAUAUUCCCCAUUUGCUUUCUUUUGAAGAUAUUUUUGACAAACCUCCUCGGUUCAUUCUUCGUCAAUUGGGCCUGGAGACCAUAUUUGCCUACAGGGCGGCAACGGCGGUUCAGCAGAGGGAGAGUCACUCCAUAAAGGAGACUCUUACUGAUUUUGUUUCAAGCCCGUUUCGCAAUAUGUUUACGCAGAUUUUUUUGCAUUUAUUGGAAUUUAUUGAAAAGGUAUUGUUUUUUGCCCUUUUGAAUAAUCGUGAAAAGCUGCCAUUGCUUUCAUGGCGGGUGGUGUGUAAGUUUUCUGGCGGGGUUACCACGGCUAAAACUGCGGGUUGGGAUGCUAUUUCGCUUUGGGGGCGCAUGGGUGGUUAUUCUGCGGCGCUGAAAGAGUACGGAGAUUGUAGCUUUGGUCCUCCUUUUCGUCUCAGUCAGCAGAUUGCACGCUAUUUGCCCACUAAUUUGGACGAUACUUCACCGAUUCAUUAUGCCCCCAUCUUUAAAGAACGCCGCCGGGCGUGGCAAAGGAAAAUCCAACGACAACAAAGGAGAUAUCCUAAGAACAUAAAAUUUGAUGAUGUUGGGCGUAUUAUUGGAAACUUUUCCCUUACCAAAGGUAUUGAUUUUUGUGGUGUUUACUUUGCCUACCCGCAGCUUCACCAUCAUCUUGAGGAUGGUUCUUUGUUGCCGGCUUUAUGCGAUGUCACGAUGAAAUUUCCAGCAGGUGAAAUGACGGCCAUAAUUGGUGAAACGGGGUCUGGAAAAAGCACUAUACUAGGUUUGUUGAAACGCAUGUUUGACCCAAUACCAACACUAUGUAUUGACGAAGAUGAGACUGAAAUCUGGAGGAAAAGUGAGUGGAUGGUUGAAAACAUUCGUUCGUGUUUAGGUAUAUGUUUGCCUUUGCCAACGGAGGAAGUUCCUUUAUUAAACCUCAUUUUGUUAGAUGGCAUUCCUAUGGGUUGCUUUUCCACAUCUUACCUUCGGAGUGGCAUUGGUAUGCUGGAGCAAAGCCCUUGUAUAUUUGAGGGGCUUUCUUUUUUUCAAAACAUUACUCUUUUUACACCUGGUGCCUCCAUUGGUGAUGUCGAGGCCUCGGCGAAAACUUGCCAAUGUGAGGGUUUUAUUUUCUCCCGCCCACUGGGCUACGAAGCUUUGGCCGGCGAACUCAGCUGUGGGGAAAAACAGCGCUUGUCUCUGGCGCGCGCUGUGGUGAGUGGCAAGGGUGGCUGGGGUAUUCUUUUGCUUGAUGAGCCGACGGCGCGGCUGGACGGGUAUAACGGGGGCUUGGUGGAAGACGCGGUGGGGGGUGUUGGGGGAUGCUUUACGGCGAUUGUGGUUUCCCACCGUCUCUCCACACUGCGGUCCGCCACUCGCGUGGUUGUUCUCGGCGACGGCCGGGUGGCGUACCAGGGGCCGCUCUGGGAUCGUCCCGGGGCGAGUUUGUUUCUUCAGCGCCUUGAAGCGGCGCAGGUUUUGAGGGCCUGA
Messenger RNA from Trypanosoma grayi, 3786 nucleotides. RefSeq names its product ABC transporter. NCBI's taxonomy places the organism in Eukaryota, Euglenozoa, Kinetoplastea, Trypanosomatida, Trypanosomatidae. The coding region runs from base 1 to 3786 and encodes 1261 amino acids. Gene Ontology annotation, biological process: transmembrane transport. Gene Ontology annotation, molecular function: ATP hydrolysis activity; ATP binding; ATPase-coupled transmembrane transporter activity. The transcript has a single exon. The record is from RefSeq and is a predicted model, not a curated record.